Molecule: messenger RNA, 1615 nt
Organism: Tetranychus urticae (two-spotted spider mite)
Lineage: Eukaryota; Metazoa; Arthropoda; Arachnida; Trombidiformes; Tetranychidae
Source: RefSeq, a predicted model, not a curated record
AAAUUGGCUGGUAGAAAAGAGGGUGGAAAAAGUUGGUCCCUUUUUGUCAAAAUCAAUGUAAAAAUCACUUUUUUAAAUAAAAAGGGCUAUAAAUCAACUCAAGCUGAUUGAAAUCCAUCUCUUUAUACAACAAAUUCAAUCAUCUGACACAAUUGAAAAGCAAAAGUAUCAAAAUCCAGUCAAUGUACAGAGUAUUAUCAGCCCUCACUUUCAAGAGGAUUGAUUGGUUGACUUUCAACAGAUGUAAAAUUAAAAAUCGAACUGUUGUUUUAUGCUCACAAAAACAAACAACUAAAUCAAUAUUAAAAAAGUAAUCUAUACAAUUUGACUUUUGCGCUUUUUUUCAAGUUUAAAAUUAACGCCUUGUUAGUCACAAGUCUCUCUAAAUACUGUUGACUGUUUUUGUUAUGCUCUAACGUCUUUAAGAUGAAUUCAUCUGAUGAACAUUCCAAGAAGCAAGAAGAACCUCAAACACAUGAAGAACCUGAACCAAUAUCGACCGAAGAAAGACAACCUUUUGUUAAUAGUCUACUAAACCUGAUCGAUCAAAACAAAAUUGAUGGAAUCAUUGAUACCCAAAGACACAUGAUGGCAAGAUUUGAAAAAACUAAUGAAAUGCUGGUCAAUUGUAAUGCCCUUUCACUUUCUCGAUAUGAAAUUGCUAUGAAGGAAGUUAAAAGAAUGAGCCAAAAUUUGGGAGAAAUGAAAAAGGAUUUAGAUUACAUUUUCAAACGAGUUAAAUUUAUUAGAACGAAAUACAAUCAGCAACACCCGGAAGCUUUUAAAUCGCUGAUGAACAAAGGUAAUCAAUUGGAUGAAGAAGAGGAUGAGGAAUCUUGAUGGAACUGACCAAACUAAAAUACAUCAAAAUAAUAUCGGGUUUGAACCAGAGAAAAAAAUUAAAGAGAUGAAAAAAAGCUGGACGCAGUUGCGGAUGGUUUUUAGUUAUGAAUGUGCAUGUUGUGUUUGUAAAGAGUUAAUCGAAUAAGUCUUUAAGAGAAUGAUUCAUAAUUUGGCUUAUCGUCACAAUUUUUGAACAAUCUUUCGAGUGAUGGCUAGGUUAAUGCCACUUGUCCUUUAUCUCUAUUAAAAUCUUUAAAACAAGAUGGAAACAAAGCGACAAGCAAAUUUUGCUAUAACUUUUAUCAGAUCUUGGUGUCUUUGGGUUUCCAUGUUUAUGUUGUUGCUGGUUCUUCUAUUGCCUUGGAAUUUUUGGAAGUUUCAUUGGAGUAAAAUAACAGUGGGCUCAUGCCGAGAAAACAUCCGAUCAAGAUACCAAUAACCCGUCCGAUUUGAACGCUUAAACGAGUUCGUAACAUAUCAGUCUGAGCUGGCGUCAAUUUUGGAUAAGUAACACCGAUCUUAUUGGCUAGUGUCUCAACAUACCAAGCUGUCCCUAUUCCAGCCACAUCUGAUAUAGCAUUUCCAAGGGCAGCAGCAGCCAUGGUGGAAAUACCUGAAGGAACAGAAAAAACAAUAGAUUUUAAGUACUCUCGAGAAUCUUAAUUGCCAUAAAAUGAAUUGACUAUUGUACAGAAAGUUUUGUCUAUAUCCAUUUAUUGAGUUUUUUAAAGAAAUUUUGUAAAAGAAAUUGAAAUAUAGCAAAAUUUUCCAA